GCUGCUAUAACCAGCAGUAGGCUGAGUAUGGAACACCGUGCAGGUUAAUAAUAGCUACUGUUGAGGCUAGCUGCAUCCGACACUUCGUUAUAGGAUGAUGCAGGUGGAAUCGUUUUAUCCGUUUCAAAGAUCUGACUGAGUGAGAGUGUGUGGGAUGUGGGGUGUGAGAGACAGAGAGACUGCAAGAUAAAUCAUGUUUGAGGAAGAGAGAGAUUUCUGAGAGAAAGUGAAAGAGUGAGAGUGAGAGAGAGUGAAAGAGGCAGAGUGUGUGUGAGAGAGAGAAAGAGAGAGAAGAUGAGGAGACUCCUCCAGGACACUCCUCUGCGUUGCGUGGUAAAACUCUGGUCUCAGUCCUGCCUGGAGUUCUCUCUUCUCUAAGACCUUCCUGCUCCUCUCAGCUGGUUUCCUCUUCAUGAAGACCACUGACAUUGGUGAUGUGAUGAAUAAAUUUGAAGUCCUUGGCAUUGUAGGUGAAGGCCUUGUAGCUGCUGUGCCCAUGAAACCCUUCCAGAAACCACUGCCAAACGGACAACAUCACACUCGUUGACCUUUUCCAUUUACACGACUGGCUCUUCAUCCAUUCCUUUUAGAUUCAUAAAUGGAGUUUUGGAAAUGAUGUCUUCAUCUCUUGAGCUACGCACUUUUACUUUCGUGAGCCUAUGGAGUAGUCCUGAAGUGCAGGCACAAGGAGACCAAUGAGCUGGUGGCCAUAAAGAAGUUUAAAGACAGUGAGGAGAAUGAGGAGGUUAAAGAGACCACGCUGAGGGAGCUGAAGAUGCUGCGGACGCUGAAACAGGAGAACAUCGUGGAACUCAAAGAGGCUUUCAGGAGGAGAGGGAAACUCUACCUGGUCUUUGAAUAUGUAGAGAGGAACAUGCUGGAGUUGCUGGAGGAACUGCCUAACGGAGCACCACCUGACAAAGCCAGGGCCUACAUCUACCAGCUGAUCAAAGCUAUCCACUGGUGCCAUAAGAAUGAAAUCGUACACAGAGACAUCAAGCCUGAAAACCUCCUCAUCAGCUCUGAGGAUGUUCUCAAACUCUGUGAUUUUGGCUUUGCCCGCAACCUGUCAGAGGGAAGUGAUGCCAACUACACUGAGUAUGUUGCCACUAGGUGGUACCGCUCUCCUGAGCUACUGCUGGGGGCCCCCUAUGGUAAGGCUGUAGACAUGUGGUCAGUGGGUUGUAUUCUGGGGGAGCUGAGUGAUGGUCAGCCUCUGUUCCCAGGGGAGAGUGAGAUAGAUCAACUCUUUACCAUCCAGAAGGUCCUGGGUCCUCUACCUGCUGAACAGAUGAAGCUCUUCUACAACAACCCUCGCUUCCAUGGACUACGGCAGUUCCCCUCAGUGAAUCACCCUACAUCCCUGGAGCGGAGGUACCUGGCCAUCCUGAGUGGCCUCAUGCUGGAUCUGAUGAAGAACCUGUUGUUGCUGGUCCCUUCUGACCGCUACCUGACAGAACAGAGUCUGAACCACCCAGCCUUCCAGCCCCUCCGCCUCCUGGAGCAGCCCGCCCCAGCACCACCCUCCCCUAACCCCCCACGCUCCUCCAAGAGGAAGCCCCACAGCCACAUGGAGAACACUGUGCCCACCAGAAGCCACGGCAGUAAGAGCUCGGGUCACCGUCACUCUAACAGUAAGGAAUGUUCCAGCCUACCUCGCCAUGGCGACCUUCACCUAGGCAACGACAGCUUCCUGAACGGCAACAAGCCUGUGUCGUCCAGCCUGAGCCCCACCCUCCACCCCAAGGCUUACAUGACCCAGACCCUCAACCGCUCCAUCCCCUGUAGUAAGGACUUGGUCAACAACAACAUGCCACACCUGCUCAGCCCCAAGGACACCAAGGGCACGACACAGUUUGACUUCAACCUGGUUGGUGUUGGGCCCCCAGGGGCCAAGGUUCCUGACCAGCAGGGCCCUGGAGCCAUGUACGUGAAGUCCACCUCCCGCUCUCAGCUGCAGCAACAGCAAGUAGGGCAGGGACGACACUCUUCCUUUCUGGAGGGCAAGACCAAUACCAUGGAGAAACAACAUGGCCGCCAUGGUGGACACAAUGUAGACUCCACCCACAGCUCCUCCAAGAGUUCCAGCUCCUACCUGAGCCUGUCCAAGAGCCACAGCGCCCUGAGCAACAAUGCCAAGUCUGUGGGUGGUAACCUUGGAGAUGGGGUGAGGGGCGUGCACCCCGAUGACCCUACGGCAACCCCUGGAAUCUCCGCCCGCUUCUUCCCUGCCAGCUGCCUGGACCUGAACCUCAAUGCCCCCCCUGGAAGUCCCCAGGUCCCCCGCCACAGCGAACGCCACACUUCUGGCCACGCCCCCCCUGGAAGUCCCCAGGUCCCCCGCCACAGCGAACGACACUCUUCUGGCCACGCCCCCCCUGGAAGUCCCCAGGCCCCCCGCCACAGCGAACGCCACACUUCUGGCCACGCCCCACCUGGAAGUCCCCAGGCCCCCCGCCACAGCGAACGCCACUCUUCUGGCCACACAUCCAGCCACACCGGCCACUCCUCUGGCCACAGCCCCUCGUCCCGCGGCAACAACCCCCGCCUGGAGAGCUCCACCCUAGACUCAUCCUGCCGACGCCUCUCCUCUUCCAGACACAAAGCUCCAGAGGAGGCCUUGGCCCCGGGCCCGGAGCUUCUUGACCCAGGAGGAGAAGGGGAUGGUGGGGGGAACCACGGAGCUCACACCCUGGCCUCCCCCCAUGAGUCCUACCCCUACGGCCUGGGCUACACCAGUCCCUUCUCUUCCCAGCAGAGGCCUCACCGCCACUCCAUGUACGUGAGGAGGAGUGAGCGCCACAGGUCCCACGUAGGUGGGGGUGGAGGGGGUAGUGAGGGGGGCUUAAUGGUGGGCCAGGGGUUGCCCACCAGGGCUAGCAGUCUGCAGAUGCUCUCCCCUCAGCUUCAGCACCGCACCCUCACCAGACACUCCGUAGGACACUCUGUUGGAUCGUCCAGAGAGGACUGCACUGAAGACACCACCAGGAGUGAGCCGUCUUCUAAAGAGGUGGUGACCUCUCACCCCCGACCCCAGAUUAAAGACUCCACGCGGGACAACCCGGCCUCCUUUCACUCACAACGCCCUGCUAAGAACGAGGUACCAGUGGGGAUGUACCAUGAGCCCCACCCCGAGGACCCAGUCUCCUCCAAGGAGAACCGCAUGAUCUUCAGUGACUCCAUGCCCAGGCGGGUAGGAAGCUUCUACAGAGUGCCCUCUCCCAGGCCAGACAACUCCUCUUCCUUCCAUGAUGUUGGGGCUCAGAGGGAGAGCAGAGGACCGCCGGUGCCAGGCGACCCAGGUGUCAUGAACAACCACUCCAAACGCCAGACUGCCUUUGACUGGAGUACUGCAGAGGCAAUGGUGAUGAACCAACCAGAGCCGGCCAAAGAGAAGGAGAAACAGGGCUUCUUCAGAUCGAUGAAGAAGAAGAAGAAGAAACCGACCAAUACCACAGACAGAGUCGACGAUGGAAGGAACCCCAGCAUCAAGAAGGCCCUUUUCCCUCUGUUUAACUCAAAGAAUAGCUUAAAGCAUAACUCCUCUCAGAAAGCUCUUCCUGUAGUGCCCUCGCCCAUGCUGCAGCAUCAGUCUACCGCACCCUACUCUACCUCACCAGUUCCUGGUGAUGGCCAGGACAACCUGUUUAUCCAGAAGGGGGCCAAGUCCUCGUCCUCGUCUUCCUCUCACCACGGCAGCCGGAGGAGGAACCGCGAACGCUCCCGGGAUAAGGAUCGUGAACGCGAGCAGAGCCGAGAUCGCGACAGAGAAAGAGAGCGAGAGAGGGAGAGAGGGAGACAGAGAGAGAGAGUCAGUGACUGGCCUCAGGAGAAACAGAACCAACCCCUGAAGUCCCUACGCAGGCUCCUGCACCUCUCCCCCUCCUCCUCUUCCAGCCAACCCCCUCCUCCUUCCGACCUGCGAUUCCAGCACCUCCCCAACCCCCCCACCUCCUCCUCUAAAGGGGGAGUCUUCGGUGACGGUAGAUCCCACCAGGGACACCCUAGCAGCAGCAGCUCCAGCUCUGGUCAGUCUAAGAGCCACCGGAAGCAGAGUUACCCCCUCCCGGGGCAGAUACAGGGGCAGAUUGAGUCCAACUGGCACGCGGCGGCCCUCGCCAGGGCAGAGGGGGCUCAGCCGUACCCCGACCAAAUGGUCGCCAACGGGCCCACCUUUACCAGACCAUCAAGGUCACGGAUGCCAAACCUCAACGACCUGAAAGAGACAGCCCUGUGAGGAGAACAUGGAAUUAGAAUUCUACCCUCCCAUUGACUUGAAUGUCCAUUCUAGGGAAAAACAUGUCUGUGGAGGAGACGUCUCUCUGCCCUCAAGGGUCGUCAUGUUGAUUAGGCACCAAACGGAAGAAAACAGACUGAAGCAGGGAGGGACAAGAUGGACUAUUGUCCAAUAAGAAACGCUUAUUUUUUUGUGGUGCGUUGCGAAGCGUUUUAAAACGUUUUCAAUUGUGUGCCCUAAUGAAUAGGACUCUGGGCUCUCACUACUGCCGCCUGCUGGCCGCCAGACGCACCUAGGACUGAAGAGAUUGGAAGGUUAUCUCUCUAAGUUCAGGACUAUAUGACUGACUGGCCGUAAAAAUCUGACCUUUUUUGAUGCUUCAAACAUUUGAUAAAAUUUGUAUUGAUAUUAUAUUAUAUUAUUCAUGAAAUUCAUUUUAUUUGAUUUAAAUUAAAUGACUUUAUUUAACGAUAUGUAGGCCUAAAUGGAGAUUUAAUAAGUAUUGUAGAAUGAAUAAUUGUGUAAUAUUGCAAGAGCUUGAAAAAGAAAUGUAAAAAAGAUUAUGAGAUUCUAACUAUAUAUAAUAAUAAUUCAAUAUUUCAUCCAAAAUAUUUAAUUGUGGAGGUUUUUCAGAAUUUCUAUUUAUUGUUGUUACAGUAUAGCCUGUUUGUUCUGUCCGUUUACUUUGUCUCUUUAAUGUAUUUAUUUGAUCUGAUUUGACACAAAGUUAUGGAGAUAUAUGUACGACAGAUGGACAAAGACAAAUUAUAUAAUAUUAUAAUGUAUGAUAAAAGAAUGAGAUACCUA
Messenger RNA from Salvelinus fontinalis (brook trout), 5044 nucleotides. Its product is annotated as cyclin-dependent kinase-like 5. The record is from RefSeq and is a predicted model, not a curated record. Bases 776 to 4237 code for a protein of 1153 amino acids. Gene Ontology annotation, cellular component: dendrite cytoplasm; nucleus. The transcript is spliced from 22 exons. Gene Ontology annotation, biological process: positive regulation of axon extension; protein phosphorylation; regulation of dendrite development. Gene Ontology annotation, molecular function: ATP binding; protein kinase activity. NCBI's taxonomy places the organism in Eukaryota, Metazoa, Chordata, Actinopteri, Salmoniformes, Salmonidae.